AUGACGGGGGUGGUGGUGGUGUCGACGGGGUGCAAGGGCGAGAGCGUGGGGAGGAAGAGGGCCGGCGGCGGGGAGGAGGCGGAGGAGCGGGAGCGGCAGCAGCUGUCGGUGCUGGCGCUGCUGCUCGCGGCCGUGCGCAGGUCGGUGGUGGCGUGCCGGGUGGAGCGGGAGCCGAGCCGCGUCGCCGGCGGCGGCGGCGGGUGGGGGGAGGAGGACGAGGAGGAGGACGCGGCCGCCGCGGCCGGGCUCGGGGAGAUGGAGAUCGGGUGGCCCACCGACGUCCGCCACGUCGCGCACGUCACCUUCGACCGCUUCCACGGCUUCCUCGGCCUCCCCGUCGAGUUCGAGGUGGAGAUGCCUCCCCGCGUCCCCAGCGCCAGUGCGAGUGUUUUCGGCGUCUCAGCCGAAUCGAUGCAAUGCACCUACGAUGGCAAGGGAAACUCGGUCCCCACAAUACUGCUGCUUAUGCAGGAGAGGCUGUAUGCUCAGGGAGGGCUCAAGGCCGAAGGGAUCUUUCGCAUAAACCCAGAGAAUGACCAAGAAGAGCACGUGAGGGACCAGCUGAACAGGGGAGUUGUUCCUGAGGACAUCGACGUUCACUGCUUGGCAAGCCUGAUUAAGGCGUGGUUCAGGGAACUUCCUGAAGGUGUGCUCGACAGCCUCUCCCCGGAGCAGGUGCUGCAAUGCAAUUCUGAAGAGGAAUUCCUAGAGCUUGUGACGCUACUGCGCCCCACUCCAGCGGCACUCCUCAAUUGGGCUGUUGAGCUAAUGUCUGAUGUUGUGGAAGAAGAGGAGCUAAACAAGAUGAAUGCUAGAAACAUAGCCAUGGUGUUUGCCCCCAACAUGACUCAGAUGUCAGAUCCUUUGACAGCCCUAAUGCAUGCUGUGCAAGUCAUGAACUUCCUGAAAACAUUGAUCUUGAGAACGCUUCGGGAGCGUGAGGAUCUAGCUGCCGGAGAUUACACUCCAUACUCAUCUCCAGCAUCUUCGGGCCAGCACUCUGAUGCCGAAUACUACGGCAGCGAGCGGGAGAUGAUGGACAGAAGCUGUGACCUGAGUGAUAUGCAUAGCCAGAUCAGCAAGUCCGGGGGACAGGUCGAUUAUCUCGUGAGGUACAAUACUUGUUUCGACAGCGAACAAGAAGGCGACCAUCCCCUCACAGAAGCUGAAGAAGAGUUCUUGGAUAAGCUGGAAAGCACAAUAGAAGAUGAUAGACCAGGGGGAAGCACAAGCAAACAGCGCGAAGUAAGCUCAGAAACGAUGGCGAUGGAGGACGUUCAUCCUGAGCUGAAAUCAGAAAUCGAGGAAUUGGAUGACAUACAAGAAGUAGAAGGUGCCGAGUUAAAAUGAUAAAAGGUUGUGUUCUUCGGCGGUGGUAGAUCUUGCCAUUUCACUCUAAUGGAUUGUGUUGUCAACAUCUGGUUGAAAUAUGUUGCUUGUAGUGCCCGAACUAAACCUUGCUGGCCAUGUGGGUCAUUCAUAUUUUCCCUGCCCUAGGACACCAGCAAGAUUCACUGAUAUAUGGUCAUCGGUACUGUAUGGAAAUGAUCUCAUCAGUGUGUAUUCAAUGUUAUUAUGUCCA
Messenger RNA from Lolium rigidum, 1582 nucleotides. Its product is annotated as rho GTPase-activating protein 2-like. The transcript is spliced from 5 exons. The record is from RefSeq and is a predicted model, not a curated record. Gene Ontology annotation, biological process: signal transduction. The coding region runs from base 1 to 1350 and encodes 449 amino acids. Gene Ontology annotation, molecular function: GTPase activator activity. Lineage: Eukaryota; Viridiplantae; Streptophyta; Magnoliopsida; Poales; Poaceae.